GUAGAGGGAGAGAAAGAGGGGAUCGGAUUGAAAACAGAUCAGCCUGAAGAUCUCACCACCGCAUGUCUAGAACAACUGUCGAUUAAAAUCGAGUCUUUCAGCGAAAACACGCAAUGCGCUUUCAUAUGAAAAAGCGCAAAAGGGAGUGAGAACUUUACUGCUUGAAGAUGAUGGAUUGUAAAAGUUAGAUGCGAGUAUAAAUGCGCCCCUCCGAAUUAAAUUUGUUAUCCGAGGGAUGCAGUGCCCGUAAUUUCGAGUAGAAUUUCAAACUUUUCUUGAAGUGCACCUCAAUGGAUUUUUUUCAAAGGGACAUAUCCUGUCCAAGCGGUUUUGAUUGAAAAAGUAGAGUUUCAGUACUAUAGUUCCCGGAUUCUUUGCGGAGAAUCAUCGGACAAAGUGAACAAGAGAACAGGGUCUAAAUAAAUCAUUCAAGGUUGACUCUGACUCCCUGCUGUCCACCAUGGAGACCUCUGCUCCGACAGCCACUGAGAAAAAGGAGCAUAAGGGAUCAGGUCUGGAUGGAAGCAGUUUCUCAGACCUGCCAAAGAAACCAUCUCCCACUACUGUGACCAGAGGUCCUCACCAUCUCUUCCCCACGUUUCACACACCGAUCCCAAUCGAUAUGCGUCACCACGAGGGGAGGUAUCAUUACGAGCCACAUCCCCUCCACGCCAUGCAUGGACAUCAUGGCCUAGCAGGCAGCCCGGUCAUCUCAGACGGCAUCUCUCUGAUCCGUCUGUCCCCCCACGCAGCAGGGACGGGGGAUUCCCCCUUCAGCCCCCCUCACUCCUACGUCCACCCCCAGAUGGAGCACUACCUCCGCUCCAUGCACAGCAGCCCCACCCUCUCCAUGAUCUCUGCUGCCCGCGGACUCAGCCCUGCAGAAGUGACCCAUGAGCACCUGAAGGAGCAUGGUCUGUUCAGCCUGCCCCCUCCACCUCCAGGUGCCAACCCUACAGAUUACUACCACCUCAUGGCCAGUGGCAGGAGCACUUACGGAGACCUCAUCAUGCAGACCGGGGCGGCCGCAGCAGCAGCAGCCGCAGCAGCACACCUGCCCGACUACAUCAGCCCUGUGGACGUGUCCCGGUUCUCCAGCCCCAGACUGAACCCCAGGCUGAACAGAAAGCGAGCCCUGUCCAUCUCCCCUCUCUCAGACGCCAGCAUCGACCUGCAGACCAUGAUCCGUACCUCGCCCAACUCCCUCGUGGCCUACAUUAACAACUCACGCUCCAGCUCUGCAGCCAGCAGCUCCUACGGACACCUGUCAGUCAGCGGCAUCAGUCCGUCGUUCACUUUCCCCCACCCCAUCAACCCCAUGGCCUACCAGCAGCUGCUCAGCCAGCAGAGAGGCCUGAGUGCGUUCGGCCAUACUCCUCCCCUUAUCCAGCCCUCGCCCUCAUUCGCUGCCCGCCAGCAUGCCCACGCCCUGGCAGCCUCCACCCUCAACACCACCCACAACACCUCCAGCUCUGAGUCCAACCAGAAUGCUGGUGGCGACCCGGCGGUGAGCAGCACAGUCAACCCCAUGAUCACCAAGAGGCACAAGGUCAAGACAGAGGCAGAAGGACCCCGGCCCAUAUCACCAUGCUUUCAGGAGCAUGUCCUGGACCUGAGUGAGGAGCUGGACAAAGAUGAGUGUAAGCAGGAGCCAGAUGCUGUCUACGAGACCAACUGUCACUGGGUCGGCUGCAGCAAGGAGUACGACACCCAGGACCAGCUCGUUCAUCAUAUCAACAAUGACCACAUCCAUGGGGAGAAGAAGGAAUUUGUGUGUCGCUGGGAUGAGUGCUCGCGGGAACAGAAGCCCUUCAAGGCUCAGUACAUGCUGGUGGUCCAUAUGAGGCGACACACUGGAGAGAAGCCACACAAAUGCACAUUUGAAGGAUGCUGUAAGGCCUACUCUCGCCUGGAGAACCUGAAAACCCAUCUGAGGUCUCACACAGGGGAGAAGCCUUACGUCUGUGAACACGAGGGCUGCAACAAAGCCUUCUCCAACGCCUCAGACAGAGCCAAGCACCAGAACAGAACUCACUCCAAUGAGAAACCCUACAUCUGUAAGAUCCCUGGGUGCACUAAGCGCUACACAGACCCCAGCUCUCUCAGGAAGCAUGUGAAGACGGUUCACGGACCUGAGGCCCACGUCACCAAGAAACAACGUGGCGAUGUGCCCCCCAGGGGUCCUCCUAAGGGGAAUGGAGAGAACGAGGCAAACGCCAAACAGAGUGGUAGAGGGAUGGAUGGAAAAAUGGAGGCCAACAGCACCAUUAGAGGAGCAGAAGACUGCCUGCAGGUCAAGUCAAUCAAGACUGAGAACUCAAUAACGUAUCAAUCCAGCCCGGGCGGUCACUCGUCAUGUAGCAGUGAGCCGUCGCCACUUGGCAGUGCCCACAACAAUGACAGUGGAGUAGAGAUGGCCCUGCACAGUGGGGGCAGCUUUGGGGACCUGAGUGCACUGGACGACCCUCCCAUGGUGGACUCCUCCACCCUCUCCCCCCGCAACUCGGUGGGGGUGGGUCUUGGGCUUCAUAAAGGGGGAGGAGUCACCAUCAAGCUGGAGAACAUCAAGAAGGAGAGGCUGAAGAAUGUGAGGGACUCUUGUCCCUGGGCCAACUCUGGUUCUCAGGCACCUCAGGUCCGAAACACCAAGCUGCCUCCCAUUCCUGCUGUUGGUUCCCUUCUGGAAAACUCUAAUAUGAUCGCUCCACACGGGCCCUACCCUGGUCAGCGUCUUGGUGACCUGUCAUCAUGCGAGGUGACCAUGCUGAACCAGCUAAACGAACAGGGCCGCCGGGACAGCAACACCAGCACUUCCAGCUCAGCCUACAUCAGCCGGCGCUCCUCUGGCAUAUCCCCCUGCUACUCCAGCCGCCGCUCCUCCGAAGCCUCGCAGUUCAGCAACCGCCACAACAACAUCAGCUCAGCCGACUCCUAUGACCCCAUCUCCACAGACCUGUCCCGUAGAUCCAGCGAGGCCAGCCAGUGUGGAGGUGGAAACCUCUCUAGUUUGCUCAGCCUCACCCCUGCCCAGCACUACCAUCUCAAGGCCAAGUACGCUGCUGCAAUCGGGGGAGCUCCACCUACACCUCUGCCCAACAUGGAGCGUAUGAGCCUCAGGACCAGGAUGGCCCUGUAUGGGGACCACGCCCAGGAAAGAGAGGGCCUAUCCCACUCUCAACUGUUCCACCCACCUACCGCAUCAGUUCCCAGACGCUGCAGUGACAUCGGCUACGGUAGCCAUAGCAUGAUGCCCCACGAGGUUCCUGGGAACCUUCCCCGGCGAGCCAGCGACCCCGUCCGCAGACCUACCCUAGACCCACUGUCCCUUCCACGAGUCCAACGCUACAACAGCAUGAACAGUAUGAACCCCAACAGUAUGAUGCCUCCUCCCUCUGCCGACCGCCGGGGCCUGGCCAUGCAGAGCUACACGCGAUCUGACGGAAGCCUGCACCACCACCCCUUCGCCCCACGGCCCCCCAGCAUCUCAGAGAAUGUGGUGAUGGAGACCAUGGCCGUGGACGGGCUGGACCAUGCAGGAGAUGAGGACAUGGUGCUACCUGAUGAUGUCGUACAGUACCUCAGGUCUCAGAACACUGGCCCCGGCCAAUCAGCAGGCCCCGCCGACUACGCCAACAGUCAAUCACAAGGCGGCUUCCAGGUCCAGAGGAAUAUGACCUCCUCCCAACAGCAGUUCUAUGGGCAGAGGAGGAUGGCCAUGGUGGAUGCCAACAUGCCCCUGUCUGGGUCAGGCCAGGCUCCCCUACCCCCCUACCAGAUGAGCCCUGGGUCUGGCUCCCAACAGCAGCAGUACCCAGCCUCUCACAGUAUGAACAACAAGAACAACAUGCCAGUCCAGUGGAACGAGGUUAGCUCAGGGACUGUGGAUGCUACAGCCACCUCCAGACUCACCAAGCAGAACCUCCUCAGAAACAACAACCUGGCCAUGGUCCAGCAGAGACAAAACUUUGGGCAUUUCCAGGGUAGAAUGGGUAGUAACAGUAAUCAGCAGGUGAUGCCCAUGAACCAGAAUAUGGUGCUACAAGGCUACACCCAGAGAAGCAACUCCCAGUGGAUCAACUCUGUCCAACAGCAACAAAGGCAGCCAUGCAGCAUGAACUAUCCUGAGCAGAUGAGUCCCCAGCAGGGAUAUGGCCAAGAGAUCAUCCCUGUCCCUAACUCUGAAUCUGGGAAUGGCAGCCUACGACCCAACUUUAAUGGCAUGGCACUGCCCAAUGGCAGGGUGAUGGCUACACACAACAAUCCUGAUACGCAGAUCUACAGGUCAAGGACUCAGGUUGAAAGCUCUGCCCCCCACAUGAUUCAGGUUGACCAGCAGAACUACAGUAUUUCUUCUCAGCAGCAAGACGUCAAUACUGGGAACAGAGCUGGGAUGCAGCCCAGGCCUCCCAUGGAGCCCAAGUCUAUGAGCAGUAGACAACACUCAGGGUCCAGAAGUAUGAUGCAGCAGAACCGUUUCCCUCAGUCUGACUUACAUCACAACACCUCUGAGGCCAGUCCAAAGAGGCCGGGUGGCACCGCAGCACAUACCGGCGGACAUAACAGAGACUCAAACUCCAAUGCUUCAAUGUUUUAUGCCGGCCAGAUCCAGAUGUUUGAACCCAAUAACAACCACAAUGUGAGCUUCAACUCCCCCAUGUCCCCCUUCAUGGGCCAGACUCCGGGAGGCACCACUGUUACCAUGGCAUCUCCAGGGGUCAACCAGGUCACCAGCACCGUUGACUCAUCCGGCUCCUCUGGAUCGAUCUCUGGGGUGGAGCAUACCCAGAUCGACUUUGACGCCAUGUUGGAUGAUGGAGACCACUCCAGCCUGAUGUCAGGGACCCUAAGCCCCGGACUCCUCACCAGCCUGUCCCAGAAUUCCUCGAGGCUUACCACCCCCCGUAACUCUGUGACCCUGGCCUCUGUGCCAGCAGGGAUCGGUAAUAUGGCCAUCGGAGACAUGAGCUCCAUGUUGACCACCCUGGCUGAGGAGAGCAAGUUCCUCAACAUGAUGAGCUAAGGCCUUGGCUGUAUCACAAUAAUCUCUCCUUUCUCCCGAACUGUGCACUUGUUCACUUCCCUUCUUGGAUUUGAAAGAAAAUGUAUGGAAACUCCCUCUAGCAUAGCCCAUGCCCCACCAAUCCAAUGCUUUUAAUUUUGUGGGGAGUAGGGAAAGAGUGCACACUUCGGAAGGAAAGAAAGAUUAUUGGGAUGCCCCAUUGUGUAUUCGGACCAUUUCAAGGAAAAUGUACUAUAAAAGCACUGAUUAUAUGUAACAAUAAGGAAAUAGUUACUCUUCAGGAGCAUGUCGAUCUCCGCUGGCCUGUAUAGAGACUUUGCUUAUCCAGUAAUAUGUCAUAUUUGCUCAAGUACAUUUUAAGUAGUGUUUGUGUUGAGAAAGUAAGUAUAGUAAAGACAUAAGGAACAUUUUAAAGACAUAAGGAGCAUUAUCACUGUUUUGAGAAGCCAUACUUUGUAUCUACGAAUAAGAAUAGACCAGGGUAUAAAAAUACAUCAGCAAAUAUGUGUCCAUUGCUCCGUAUUUGUUGAUGUUUGUUACUCUUUAAAAAGCAGUGCACUGAUAGCAGUGCACGAAGUGCCUUGCUAAAUAGAUCAUGUUUGAAUAAUAUGUGAAUUCAUGAAACAUACAUACAUGUAACGACCUUUGAUCAUGUUUAUAGAUAUACUGUAUGGUACGUACUUUAAAUUAUGUUAAAGAGACUUGAUUAUUGCAAGCUAAGUACAAUAUGAUGCAACUAUUGAACAUUGUGAUGCUACAUUGUUAACAUCCAUCCAUGUAUAGAGGAGCUUGCAGAGGAACAGGAUCACAUGCAAAGCUAGAGCCGGUUUUCGUGGACCCAGAUUAAGCCUAAUGAAGGACUAAAAACCAUCCUGAGUGGAGAUUCUCAAUUGAAAGUGAUUUUUAGUCCAGGACUAUGCUUAAUCUGUGUAUGUGAAACCAGCCCCUAGUGUGCAGGAGAUGGCCACUUGUCAUACUGUAUAAAAUAUCUUCCAAGUGCCCUCCAGAAGCUGUACAGUAAUUUCUAAGGACCCUCCUCUUUGUGAGACUGACUGUAUGAUAAAAAAAAGGACAGAGAUCUGCCUCAGUGUAAAUCAGUCUGUGGAGACACACGCUAACCUGGACUCAGGGGUAGAUGUAGCAUAGUAAAUUUAAAUACGGGACACUCCUAUUAGUAGGAUAUGUAUUAAUUUGUGGAUGCCCAUCAUCCAUUUCGGAUGGUAUGUUAUGAAUUACAAUCCGUAUGAUAUGUUACGAAUUGCAAUUCUUACAAUAUUUAAAGAAUUGCAAUUCGUUCAAUAUGUUACAAAUUUGCAAAACGUAUGAUAUGUUACGAAUUCCAAUUUGUUGUGCUUAGCUAGGUGGUAAGGUGGCUAAUGCUAACGUUAGCUGGGUGGCCAAUGUUAGCUAGACUAGGGAUUAAAGUUAGCAGUUGGAUUAAAGGAUUAGGGGAAGGGUUAGCUAACAUGCUAAGUAGUUGCAAAGUAGCUAAAAGUAGUAGGUAGUUGCAAAGUUGCCAAAAUGCUAAAUUUGUGAGAUUCGAACACUCAACCUUUGGGUUUCUAAGCGUUUGUGUUAUACGCCUGCCCACCCAUCCUGACCAACCGCCCUACUUUAAUUUUUGCCUUAAGUAACCUUUUCUCUUAUGUAACCAAUCCAAACUUAACACAUCCUAAUUUGAGUAUCCCUGAUUUACAUUUACUAUGUUACGUCUAGUCUAUUAGACCAGGGUGUACACACAGACCCUGUGCCUGUCUAGGAUGUAUCAGAUCUCUGAAGGAAUAUGCUAGUACUCCAUGUGUACUCGGUGGACAUGAUUACACACUAAUUUGUGGAUUUAUUACCCCUCCCUACUCCCUGGGCUAGACAUGGACUAUAUGGAGAAUCAAAUAAGGAAUGAAUUACUUUGAUUACAAAUCAUAUCAAGAACAAUGAUACACCGCAACCUCCUCAGUUUUUAUUUUAGUUUGCUUGCUGGAAUUAAAGUAGCCUUACCGUAUGUACAGGUAUGCUGCCCAUCCAUUUUACUAUUGUGUGUGUGUGUGUGUGUGUGUGUGUGUGUGUGUGUGUGUGUGUGUGUGUGUGUGUGUGUGUGUUGUAUAUAGCUUUUGUACAUUUCAAAUACAGUAUCUCAGUUUUUUCUGUUUUAACCAAA
Molecule: messenger RNA, 7175 nt
Organism: Salvelinus fontinalis (brook trout)
Lineage: Eukaryota; Metazoa; Chordata; Actinopteri; Salmoniformes; Salmonidae
Gene: gli2a
Product: GLI family zinc finger 2a
Exons: 14
Coding region: 461-5020 (1519 amino acids)
Biological process (GO): smoothened signaling pathway; regulation of transcription by RNA polymerase II
Cellular component (GO): nucleus
Molecular function (GO): RNA polymerase II cis-regulatory region sequence-specific DNA binding; DNA-binding transcription factor activity, RNA polymerase II-specific
Source: RefSeq, a predicted model, not a curated record